This is a messenger RNA of Perkinsus marinus ATCC 50983, 435 nucleotides long. RefSeq lists its product as hypothetical. The record is from RefSeq and is a predicted model, not a curated record. Bases 1 to 435 code for a protein of 144 amino acids. The transcript has 5 exons. Lineage: Eukaryota; Perkinsozoa; Perkinsida; Perkinsidae.
AUGGAUCAUUUGAAGCUCAUUGACCGCGACUUGAUUAUAAGCCUGAUUGGAUUCAGCUUUGGAGGAGCAGUGGCCGUCAGCUUCGUCGAUAAUUAUCAGCUGCUCCAUUGCUGCCCUUGCUGCAUUAUUCCGCUAGCUCAACACUGCGUGUGCUCGUGUAUUUUCGCCCGCGACAAAUUUGUGGCACAGCGAGCCUGUGCUAUAGGAGACGAGCCUCGCACUGAGGCUGAGCUGGAGUGGCAGGAAAUGUUCUGGCGGAGAGUGGUCUGGCAAACUCUAGUGAAGCGGGAUGGCAUCUCAAGCAGUCUUGCGAUACUGGACCGAGUCCCUUUCUUUGACAUGACGGCCGAGUACUCCCGUGUAGGGGAGCAUCCAAGACCCGUGCUGCUGGUCUGGGGGAUCAAUGAUCAGNNNNCCAAUAGCAUCAGUCAGUGA